Molecule: messenger RNA, 966 nt
Organism: Rotaria sp. Silwood1
Lineage: Eukaryota; Metazoa; Rotifera; Eurotatoria; Philodinida; Philodinidae
Source: the annotation of a GenBank genome assembly
AUGAAUAAAGAAAUUUUAAUCGAUGUCGGUUCACAGUUGGAACAUAUACGUACGUAUCCACUGCUUGAUACAUGUCAUUAUUUGUUAGCAGCAUUACAAGUUCGGGAUGAUAUACAACAACAUCAACCAGCAACACAAAAUUUUACACGUCGUCAUCCCUUAUCAUGUUGGUUAUCAACAAUGUUACUUUGUUUUUCUGGUUCAAUUUUAUCAAAUUUUUUACUUGGUGAAAGUCCAAUAAAAGAUUUUGCUCAUCAUCAACAUCUUUUACUAGCAACAAUAUGUUGGUAUCUUGUAUUUUAUUCACCAUUUGAUAUAAUAACACGUUUAUUACGAUUUAUACCUAUACGAAUAUGUGUUGGUGUUGGAAAAGAAAUUCAACGAACAAAAAAACUUUUCGAUGGAGUUCAUACAACAUUAGCUAUUUAUCCUGAUGCCUAUAUUAUUGUCAUUAUUAUUGGAGCUAUAAAAGGCUGUGGUGGAUCAAUUAUGUCAUCAAUUGAUCGAUUUAUUCGAGGUAUUUGGUUACCUACACAACAUGAAUUUCUUUUUCCAACUUUUGCAACAAAAGCUUGUUUUAUAUCUGCAACAAUCUUUUUACUCGAACAUAUUCGUAUAAUACGAUUUGAACGUGAAUUAAUUUAUUUAUGUGUUGCUUCAAUGUUUAUAUAUGUACGCCUAAUUACAAUAUUUUUUAAACAAUAUGAUCCUUUAAUGCCAUUUGAAAAUCUUUCAUCUGGUUUAUUAUUCAAUAGUUGGUCAGAAACAAUUUCUGAUGCAUAUCGACGCGCAACAGUUGCUUCGUCGCCGACAAGUACAACAAAUAUAUCAACACCGCAACAAGCAACAAUAAUACCGGCUGCUCUGACACCACUCACAGCAACAACAACAUUGAUGGUUUCGAAAAAAGAAACAAACAAUCCUGAUGGACAAAUGAAAGGACUUGAUGUGAAAAAACGAGAUUAA